AUUCAAUAUGAAGGGAAGGUUUGGGGAGGAUUGAGGGGUUACGUCAACCAGGGGAGGGAAGUGGAAGAUAAUCUGAUUAAAGUGAAUUUGGUUCAAGUUGGGGCUUUUAACAGCAGGUUCUACACUCAGGCACAAGUAGCCGUCCACAGUGGACCUCGUCAUCAUUCACUAGGAAAGCAGCAGAGCAACAGCCAACAUGCCAGCUGAUUUGAACGGAUAUUGGAAAAUGAUUUCCAAUGAUAACUUUGAGGAGUAUCUUAAGGCUCUUGAAGUUAACAUUGCCAUCAGGAAAAUUGCCACCUUGUUGAAGCCUGACAAGGACAUUGUCCACAAUGGGGACCACAUAAUCAUCAAAACCCUCAGCACCUUCAAAAACUACAACAUGGACUUCCAUGUGGGCAAAGAGUUUGAGGAGGAUCUGUCUGGAGUGGAUGACAGGAAAUGCAAGACCACCGUCACCUGGGAGGGGGACAAGCUGGUGUGUGUGCAGAAAGGAGAGAUUGAAGGGAGAGGCUGGACCCACUGGGUGGACGGAGAUGAGCUUCAUCUGGAGCUGAGAGCUGCAGGUGCUGUAUGCAAGCAGGUCUUCAAGAAAACCUAAGCUGGCAUUUAUUGGACGAGAUGGUGUCCCCGACUGACAUCGGCUUACAGAGACGCUCCACACCCAUGCCUCCAACGCACCAUCCAACUUUCCCUUUGGUCAUUUGUAGGCUACAUCUCUCCAUGUGUCCAUCUACCCAUGUGAAACACACAUUUAUUUUUCAUUCAUACUGUUGCCAAAGCCAAUUCAAAGGGGCGAGUCAGUGUGUAUCAUGUAACAUCACAAAAUGCAAUACUGUAAAUAUGUCUCAGGGCAAGUGCUCUUUUAAUUACCAAGUUUAGAUGUGUUGAAGCAUACCGCUAUUGUAGGUGUUGCUGAUCUGACAGGUGAGCCAGAUUGAUAACGCAAUGCUCUGCCUCAGAAAAGUAAUGGAUGGCAGUGAAGAGAAGAGAGCAGUGGGUUCAUCCCAUUUUAGUUCUUUGAGUCAUUGCUGUGGAUGGAAAAAGAUGAAAAUGUUUGUGUGGGAGGGUUGUAAACUUCUUUGCUACGGAUGCUUAGUCUCAAGAAUGGAUAUUAAAUGUGAUGUGUGUCUUUGUCCCUCCCAGUUCAUUUGGGAAUGUGCCAUUGGUAGUAAAAUGAAUCAAUCAAUAAAGUACACAGUAAUCAA
Messenger RNA from Etheostoma spectabile (orangethroat darter), 1208 nucleotides. It is a transcript of the gene rbp1.1, whose product is annotated as retinol binding protein 1, cellular, tandem duplicate 1. The transcript has 4 exons. Lineage: Eukaryota; Metazoa; Chordata; Actinopteri; Perciformes; Percidae. The coding region runs from base 197 to 601 and encodes 134 amino acids. The record is from RefSeq and is a predicted model, not a curated record. Gene Ontology annotation, molecular function: lipid binding.